CGCCGGCUGUGUUUGUGUUUUGGAAGAAAGGCAAACGACUGUUUUCGACUCUUGGGUGCGUGUGGGAGAGGGAGAGAGAGAGAGAGAGAGAAUUUUGGAACCGAGAAAACACUGGAAAAAAAGAAGAAGAUAAUCGUCUUAACGAAUCACAACAAAAAAUAAACACAUCCCUAUAAUCUCUCCUCCUUCCUACCUAAUUUCCUUCCCUCUAAUUCAAUUCCUUUUUCUCUCUUCUGCUUCUUCUGUUUCGAGUGUUGCUGUUUUUCUUCUUUCCUGCCCUAGAUCUUACACAGUGAACCAGAAUUCAAAAAACCUUCAGAUUUCCGGAUCUUCGACUGUGUUUCUCCAUUUUCAGAUCCUUCAGAUUGAGGAAUAUUUGCAACGAGCGAUUGAAGGCUCUCUGCUACACUUUUGCUAAGUCUGUGUCGAAUUGUACAAUGGUGGAUGGGGACAAGAGACAAGAAGUACAUCAGUAGGCGAUGAAGUUGUGGUGCAGUUAUUCUAGAUGAAGACGGGUCAGCCGUGGCGAAUAGGCAUGGGUGACAUUCCUAUAUUUUCUGGGGCUCGCCAUCGCCCACCUUUGAAGAGGCCGUUGUGGAUCAUUGUCUUGGUGUCUUUGGUUAGCAUCUUUGUGAUCUGUGCUUUUCUCUAUCAACCGCAAAGCAACGCCGCUUGUUACAUAUUUUCUUCAAGAGGUUGUAAGGCUAUUUCCGAUUGGCUUCCACCUGCUCCAGCAAGGGAAUAUAAUGAUGAUGAGAUUGCAGCCCGGGUAGUGAUAAAAGAAAUUUUGAGUGCACCUCCUGUUCAAUCAAAAAACCCGAAAAUAGCAUUCAUGUUCCUUACACCAAGUGCAGUGCCUUUUGAGAAGCUGUGGGAUAAAUUUUUUCAUGGUCAUGAGGGAAAGUUCUCUGUUUAUGUGCAUGCAUCUAAAGAAAAGGCAGUUCAUUUGAGCCGUUACUUUGCUAAUAGAGAGAUACGCAGUGAUCAGGUGAUUUGGGGAAAAAUUUCCAUGGUAGAUGCUGAGAGACGAUUAUUGGCAAAUGCUCUUCAAGAUCCUGAUAACCAGCACUUUGUGCUACUUUCUGAAAGUUGUGUACCGUUGUAUACGUUUGACUAUAUCUAUGACUAUCUGAUGAAUACAAAUAUAAGCUAUGUUGACUGCUUUGAGGAUCCUGGCCCACAUGGAAAUGGCAGGUACUCAGAACACAUGUUACCUGAAAUUGAGAAGAAAGACUUUAGAAAGGGUGCACAGUGGUUCUCUGUUAAGCGUCAGCAUGCUGUUAUAAUAAUGGCUGAUGGUCUUUACUACUCAAAAUUCCGGGAUUACUGCAAGCCAGGUUUGGAGGGGCGCAAUUGCAUUGCUGAUGAACAUUACAUGCCAACCUUUUUCAAUAUAGUCGAUCCUGGUGGAAUUGCAAACUGGUCUGUAACACAUGUUGAUUGGUCUGAAAGAAAGUGGCACCCAAAGUUAUACAAGGCUCAGGAUAUUAGUUACGAACUCCUGAGAAAUAUUACGUCGAUUGAUGUGAGUGUCCAUGUAACCAGUGAUGAAAAGAGGGUAGUGCAAAGAUGGCCUUGCUUAUGGAAUGGUAUACAACGACCGUGUUACUUGUUCGCAAGGAAAUUCCAUCCAGAGAGUCUCAAUAACUUGUUGCACCUUUUUGCCAAUUAUACAACAAUUUGAGCCAGAUUUUUUGACUCCCUAUUCUUUGGUUGGAUGGUUUCGACCCUUUCACUUCAUCUUGUUCCAGUAUAGCUGACGAAGUUGUAAAUUGCCAAUUAUUGAGGCUCGAUUGUUCCCCGUCCACAGUUCUUGAGUGCAAGGGAGGCUGGCAGAGCAGUUGGGGUGACCAGAGUUGAGCUGGAAGCUAAAAAGAUAGUGUUGCUUCCACAGGGGAUGGUAUGGGUAUAUGGUUUCUCGUUGAACCCUUCAUUUUGUCCUGUCAGUGUUAUAUUUCUAGUACAGAAAUUCUUUGGGGAACCCUUUUGCUGCACUUUGUGGUUUAUCCUGUACAAGAUGAAGUCUGAACUUUGAAGUGGCAAAUACAAAAUACAAUAGUGAUGUGAAUUUCAUGCUUUAACAAAUAUUUUGUGCU
This is a messenger RNA of Rosa rugosa (rugosa rose), 2096 nucleotides long. RefSeq names its product glycosyltransferase BC10-like. The transcript has 11 exons. Gene Ontology annotation, cellular component: membrane. The coding region runs from base 506 to 1684 and encodes 392 amino acids. Lineage: Eukaryota; Viridiplantae; Streptophyta; Magnoliopsida; Rosales; Rosaceae. Gene Ontology annotation, molecular function: glycosyltransferase activity. The record is from RefSeq and is a predicted model, not a curated record.